This is a messenger RNA of Trematomus bernacchii (emerald rockcod), 8376 nucleotides long. It is a transcript of the gene aard, whose product is annotated as ankyrin repeat domain-containing protein 26. The record is from RefSeq and is a predicted model, not a curated record. The transcript has 44 exons. Gene Ontology annotation, molecular function: protein binding. Bases 313 to 7479 code for a protein of 2388 amino acids. Lineage: Eukaryota; Metazoa; Chordata; Actinopteri; Perciformes; Nototheniidae.
GGAUAACCUUUGGUAUUUAGCGUUACGUUAGCAUACCAUUUGCACAGUUACCAUAGUAACAAGAUACAAGAUAUAUAGAGAUGCUAUAACCAACGCCGAGUAACGUUUGACAAUUUGGACGGGUUCGGUUCUGUGCAUCGUAAUAGCAUUAACAUGGCUCUAGUGAAACGUUGAUAUGCUUUGCUGCUAAAUAACGCAGAGGACGUCCUUGUUUCAGGGAUGGGACAGCCGCCUGUGGUGAUCCUCCGGCGCCUCAUGAGUGGCAGGUAACGUUAGUGACGGUGCAAAAGCAAUGUUGUGCCGCUGUGCACAAUGAAGAAAAUAUUCAGCUUCACCAAGAAAAAGAAACACCCGUCCGGUACUCCUGACAACGGGAGUGUGCUUUCUGUUGGCUAUGACCUGAAAGACAAGGACCUCGGGAAGGUUCACAAGGCUGCAUCAGGGGGUGAUCUGGCAAAGUUGAGGCAGCUCGCCAAAAAGAAUGAUAUCAAUCAACUUGACAAGGAAAACAGAACUGCGCUUCAUAUUGCCUGUGCCAGUGGACAUGCUGAAGUGGUGCAGUUUCUCGUUGAGAGCAAAGCCAAGCUUAACCUAUGCGACAAUCAAAAUAGAUCCGCCCUAAUGAAGGCAGUGCAGUGCCAGCAUGAUUCCUGUGUCAAAAUACUGCUGGAGAAUCAUGCCGAGCCUAACCUGGUCGACAUCAAUGGCAAUACAGCACUACAUUUAUCAGCAAACAUCCCAUCCAUGUCAACUACUAUCGCUCUGCUGGAGCACGAGGCCAACAUCAAUGCACACAAUAAGGAGGGAUUCACACCCUUGAUUGUGGCAGUCCGUGAGGACCAUAUCGAGAUGGCUGAGUUUCUCCUCAAAGAGCGGGCUGAUAUAAAUACAAUGGACCAAAGCCAAAGGUCCGCUUUAAUGUUAGCUGCAGGCAAUGGACAAAUCAGUAUGUUGCGGCUGCUUCUGAGGUUUGACGCCGAUAUCACAAUAAAGGAUACCAAAGGAUGGUCAGCCGAUGAUUACGCUGUGAUGAAUGGUCAUCAUCCAUGUUCCCUUCUGAUCAUUGAGCACAGUACCCAGAAGAAUGAAGGGCCCUCUAUAUCAAAUCAAGGGCUGAGCAAGAAGAAGAAAAACACCGUGUUGGGUAGUCCUUCCCAAAACGUUGAAGCGGGCUUCUCUUUGGGAGGACCAGCCAUUGAUAAAGAUGAGCAUCGAGCAAAUGAAGCAGGGGGAGAUUUUGAAGACAAUUCUCAGUCGAAGUCUUUAAGUCGGGUUUCAAAAAGUGCUGCAGAUGAAUGGGCUUCAUCAGAUGAUGAUGAUGAAUCAGUUUUAAUCGAAAAGCAACCACCGAAGGUAAACCUGAGGAAAAUGAUUGCAUCUAAAAGAGGAAAAGCUUCUGCGAUACCUGACAAAUCCCUGAGCGCUACAGAAUCUGAACCAGAGAGUGAGAAUAGAGUGCAGAGAAUCCCAUCCCUCCUUAAGGCGUUACCGUCCAGCAAAGCUCCACAGCGCCCAGUAGAUCCUUCUCCCAUUUCCUUCCUGUCCAAAGCACCCCAGAUGUCUUCUACCCCUCUUCAAAGCUACAAAAAGAAAGAAGAUUCGACUGGGGAUGAGGAUGAUGAUGACCAGGAUGAUGAGGAGGAGGAGGAGGAUGAGCAGGAAGAAGAGGAGGAGGGUGAGGAGGAGGAGGAAGAAGAUGUCUCAGAUGAUAAUGAACAACUUGAAGCAAGUGCGGAGUCCCUUGAAACCACCUCAGCUGUUCCUGAAACAGAAGUCUCUAAAGAUAAGAAAAGGGAUUUCCUGUCCGAGCUGGGUCUAGAGCAGGGAGAGGAAGAGCAGGACUCUUGGGACUCUGAGUCCCACUCUGAAAACCCCAAAAUUCCACAGCAAGAGAAACAAAGCUCGCUUAUCAAAGUUAAAGAAGACACUGUUGAAGAAGAGAGAAAAGAAGUUGGAAACAACCAUACUGGUGAUAAUAGACAAGGAGAUGUUGAGAAAGAUGAUGGUAUACAGAAAGAGACUGAGAAGUCAAAGUGGGAACCUCUUCGUGUUUUGAGCAAACUUGAAGCCGAUCACGAACAGCAGAAAGACUUAAUGGAAGAGCUCGGUCUUGGUGAUGUUGAUGAUCUUGAAGAUGCGUCAGACUGGGACUCCGCCAGUACGGCCAGUAAGAGAACCCUGCCCGGCCGCAGAAUGCCCUCCCCUGGACUGGAGGAGUCCCCAGAAUGCUCUUAUCCACCUAAAGAGCAGGAAGAAAACCUUGCUUCAGCUGCACCUCCAACAACUCCAAGAAGCAUCAACCCCAACACAACAACACCCAGCACACCCCCUCAACCCGUGCCCCAACCCCAGCCUCGAGCAAGGAAGAUGGUGCCUGCAAAACCAGAGAGUGAAGAAGAAUCAGAUUGGGAACAAGACAAUGUGGCAUCCACUAGCAAUACAGCCAAAGUUGACAAUCAGCUGCAAAACCUAGCUGAGCUUCAGAUAGUGGUUACACCAGGUUCCCCUGAGCUCUCACCGAUGGAAAGAGACAUCAUAACUAACGAAGAGUCUGACCAGGAGCAACAAAAGGAGGUAGAUGGUGCAGUAGAUAUAUGCGAGCUAGAUCUAAAUAACUCGAAUCCAUCUGGCCAUGCGGGCUCUGACGAUGGAGAAAAGGAUCAUAUCUUUAAAGAUCAACCCAGUUAUGAACAAAGAGGUGAAGCUAGUGAUGGCGUCCCAUGGGAGAAUCGCUACGAGAAGCUGUGGGUGGAGGUGGAAAAACGGGAGGUGAAAUCCACCUUCAAGAACGUUGCUGGGGAAUUAAAAGAGAAGUUUGGAGAACUGCUUCGAUCAAGACGGACUGCAGAAGAAGUCGUAGAAGAAGAACAGGCCACGGCGGAAUCUACUUCUGCAGACGAAGAGUCGAGCGAUGAAGACGAAGAUGGGGAAGUGAUUGUGCGCCCGACGGCCAGAGCAAGGAGUACCGUCCUUCUCACCAUACCCGAGCAGAGGGAGUCUGGACAGGAAGACUCUCUGGCGGAUUCAACUGACAACUCGUUAUGCGAUGACCCGAUGCAGGUUUCAGCGCCCCCCCCACGUAGUGAGAGCAACAUGUGCCGAGAGUCAGAUGUACUCACUGAUGAAGUCCUUGAAGAGCGCAGAUCUCCGUCACCUCCACUCACCACAGCACAAAGAAACAGCUGCGUAGAUCACGUUACCACGGCUCUGAAUGAUGAUCAUACCAUGCACAUGUCAGAUGUUGACGGAAGCACAUUCUUAAAGGAUGAGACCAAACUGAGGCCAUCCCACAAACCACAUCUGGACCUCAUCUGGAAGGACAGCAGUGCUAAUUUAGCUGAUCAAAACAAUGCCAGUUCAGAAGAGGACCCUGAGGAAUUCGCCAAGUUUCGUCCCCCCUCAAUGAGCAGACGUUCAGCAUCACUCCUAGGUGUUUCUGAUGAAGAGCUCGAGGAGGACAUGGGAAGAUUUAAACUUGAGGUAGGGGUGCUGAAGGUUGUCUUCCAGGAUUUGGAGAAAGAAAAAGCCCAACUCCAGAAAGAGGUUGGCAAAGACACCAUAACGACUGCAAUGGAGGUGCAAAAAUCCAGUACCUCUUGGGAUUCUGGUGGAACGGCAUUGGAAGAAGUGGGCACUGAGAAACCUGAGACCAGCAUGUCAAUUCCAGCGGGAGCAAUUCAUCAGGAGAAGCCGUCUGCAGCCAUCAAGAGCACCAACGGGGCACCUGUGCAAUUGCGUCUCCCGCUCCAGCAGACCUACAAUAGCAGCAAACAGGAGGGACCAGCUGUAGAGGAGACCCUACAGCUGGAGCUGGUCCGAGGGGCCCCGCGCAGCAGAGCCCCUCAGACCAACGCUCAUGUCAACGGAGAUCCUCUCUCUGUGUUUGACGAUAGCACAUUAAGUGAAGUGUCGGACGAUGAAGGAAGGUUUCCAGCAAGUGGACAGCAGAGAAACAAGAAUCCUGAAGAAGUGGAGAUGGCAGAAGACUUUGAUGAACUCACUCAGUCGUCGGACACAGCCACGGACGACUCUCCCACUUCAGGCUAUCGCCACGCAUCCCUCCUCAUUCAGAAGCUGGACUCAGCCACUUUGGACUCGAGAAGCAUGGUGAAGCUGCAGAACAUUUUCCACGAGUAUGAGCGCUCUAUCCAAAAGGCAAGGAGUCGCCAUGGGUACCUGUCAGACAAGGUGAGCCAGCUGGAAAUGGAGAGGGCGGAGUUGAACAGCUCUCUGGAGGAAGUUAAAGAUGUGAAAUCGGCCUUGGAGCGCAACCAGCUGGAGCUGCAGUCUGAAGUCCCAAACCUCAAAUUUCAGCUGAAACAGGAGCAGGAACAUCGCCGCAACGCCACCAUGAUGUACAACACGACCAGAGACCAGCUUAGAAGGAUGGAGGAGCAGCACCAGGUGGAGGUGCAGGACAAGCAGAAGGUGGAGCUCACCCUCAGGAACCUGGAGCUGGAGAUGAGAACGCUUGUCAACAGCAUGAAGCAGCUUGAAGAGGACCACAGUGAGACCCAGAGACUGCUCGCUCAGGAGCGCAGCGCUCGGACUCUGCAGGAGAAUCUGCUCAACAGCCAUCUCCGUAAACAGCAAGAGAUAGAGCACGAGAACAAAAGAAACAUCAGCAAAAGCAAUGAGGCUUUGUCUCAGCUCACUGAGGCCAGUGACAGGGAGAGGGAGCUGCUCCAGCAAACUGCCACCUUCCAGGAGCAGCUGAGCAUCCUCAGAGCAGACGUGGAGCGUUCACAGGCCAACAGCAGUCUCAAAGAGAGCCACCUUUUGGAGGAGAAUGAACACCUCAAAGAGCAGCUGGAAGAUGCUCGUCGAGAUCUUAAACUCAACAGUGAAGCCCUGACCCAAACUGUGUUCAACUGCAAUAACCAGCUGACCGCCUUGAAGUCUGAGUUUGCUAUGACAUCAAACCGUCUGGAAAACGAGCGACAGACUCGCGAAACGCUGGACGCAGAAGUCGAUUCCACUCGUGUCCGCCUGGCUGGAGCCGUAAAGGAGGCGGAGCUUUGCCUGUCAGCUCACACAGAGACGGAGAGAGCUCUGCUCCGGGAGAGAGAGGAACACCAGCGUCUUAAGGACAGACUCACAGGUGAAGUAGCCAAUCAACGUGAGUCAGUCAGCAGCCUUUCCCAGAAGCUGUCCAAGGCAGAGACUCGCGCGAACAGCCUGGAGAAUGAAGUACACCGAGCCACACUGCAGCUGACGGAGAAAAGCCUCCUGCUGGACGUCCUGCAGCGGGAGAAGGACCAGGAGGCUGCCCGGGUGAAGGAUCUAGAAGCGGCCCUGCAGGUGAAGGAGGAGCAGGUGAACCGCGCCGGAGCACGGCAAGAGGCCGCACAGGAGCGGCUAGCCCAAACCCAGAGUGAGAGCAUGUUACUACGGCAGCAGCUAGAGGAGUCCCAAAACAAAGGCGUUGCAAAGGAGCGUGCGGUGACAGACGCCCACGAUCGCUUCAGUGACCUCCUGUCCCAGCUGCGCUCCGACAGCGAGGAGAGGGUACAACUAGUGGAGGAGAGAAGCAAGGAGCUCGCCAGUAAGGCUGCUGAAUUCCGAGAACAGCUCUACAAGAAUGAGGAACAGAGGAGCGAAAGAGAGACUACCUUAAGGCAUCUGCAGCAGGAGCUGGCUGACUCACUCAAGAAGCUGUCAAUGAGUGAGGCUACUCUGGAGGUCAACACACGCUAUCGCAAUGACCUGGAGGAGGAGAAGGCUCGACUCUUUAAAGACUUGGACAGGCUCAAAGGAAAGCUGGAGGAAAGCGAAGACCAGUAUGUUCAGGCUGAGAGACGCAUUAACAGUCUGAAGAGCAGUCUGGAUGAGAGGGAAAAGGAGCUCUCCACCGCUGUUCAGAAACACCAGGAGGCGCUGUUAGCCUCGGCAGCUUCGGAUACCACCAUCAAACAGCUGGAGGAAGCUAUGCAAAGGUUGGAGAUAGAGAACGCCCGGCUGGAAGCUGCUGCAAAGCAACAGGCCAACAGAAUUGAAGCUCUUCAGAAAGGGGCUCAGGAGUCUGCCAUGCAAUCUGACUGCUCGCCUGGAGAAGGGGUGAGAGGUCAUUUGGAGGAGUUGGUAACAAACCUCCAAAGCAGUAAGAUGACUUUGGAAGACCAACUCAAUCGAGAGGUCCAGAAGCAGAGCAUGCUGUCCCACACGGCGCACGACUCUCAGGCCCUGUGGGAGGAGGAGCUGAAGAGCCGCUCUAAGCUGGGACUGCGCCUGGCAGAGCUGGAGAAGGAAAAGGGAGACCUGAGCACCCAGAUGGAGAUAGAGAAGAAGAAAGCCAAGAAGAUCUCGGAGCAGAAGAAGGCUGUAGACGGCCGGCUGGAUCAAGAGAUGCAGAGAAACACAGAGCUCCAAAAAGAAAUGUACAGGUUGCGUACUUUAGUGAAGACUGCCAAGAAGAAACUGCGGGAUCAGGACACAGGUGGAGCGGAGUUUGCCUCUCCUCUGGGCAGCCUGCGGGUGGAGCAGGGCAGACACAGCCAGGCCGAGGGGGCGAUUGGCCGGAUGAAAGAAAGGGUGGACGAUCUGCAGGUACAGCUUGAGAAGGAAGCGUCCCGCCGCAGUCAGCUGGAGAAGGUGAACGACGACCUGAAGGAUCAGCUGUCCUCCCUGAAGAGCUCGAGCCGCGGCAACGAGCAGCUGGAGAGGAGUAAGAGGCAGCUGGAGGAGGAGGUGCUGGACCUGAGACGGCGAAUGGAGGCCGUUCAGAUGGAGCAGAGCCAGGUGGAGCAGUACCGCCGUGAUGCCGAGGAGAGGGCCCGUCAGGAGAUCCAACAGAAACUGGAGCAGGUCAACGUCUUCCUGCAGUCCCAGGCAGCAUCCCAGGAAGCGUUGGAUCAGAUCAAAGCGGCCAAUGAGACUAACCUGCGCUCCCAGCUGGAGCAGAAGAUCCGGGAGUUGGAGGGGGAAUUGAACCGGGCCCGCACCACCCAUCAUGACAGCCUCAACCAGAGAGACUCCACCCGCACGGAGCUGGAGCGAUACCGCCAACUCUACGCCGAGGAGCUGCGGGUCCGCAAGUCCCUCGCUGCCAGACUUGAGAGGGCCAACAGUCGACUCUCGGAAGCCAAUUCCAAGCUGCUGAACGAGCGCAGCCGCUCUCUGAUCACCAGCAGCAUCGCUAACGGAAGCCUUGGGGGGCCCACGCUGGACGUGAGCUCUCUGGGUUCACCAUUACACUACGGGGCCACACUGGGACCCCUGAACAGGAGUCUUGGCCUCGGACUCUCACUCCUUAACCCUGUAACGGACGGGCACAACAGCAGAGUCGAGGACUACCUAGCAAAGAUGCAGAGCGAGUUGGAUAGAAACAUAUCAAAGGAAUUAAACAACGCCUCAGCAGAGCUGGACGUAGCUUCAGCCCGGAUGUCCCCAGUGGGCUCGGCCUCACGGGUGGAGCUGGACCCCGUCAGCAGGGCCACGCAGCAGUACUUAGAGGUACUGAAGAAGAACAACAUGAUCUGAACACACAUCAUCAUCACUGCUGCUCGCGGACAUUUUAGCCAAAAAAAAAACGUCAAAUUCUGACUGUAUCAACAGAAGGCCAAAGCAACCGCCCUUUCAUAAAACACCAUAAUCCCACUUUGUACGUAUUCACUCUCCUUUCUUAUAUGGAAGAAGCUAACAUAAUGCACAUUGCACUUAACCACUCAGGAGCAAAGGGCAUGAGUCAUAUGAAUAUAUAUACAUCAUUGAUGGGUACACUAAGAGAGAACCUCAAAAGUAUUUGUUCCUUCUGUUUAAUCUGUUACUCUUUGGUUUAUAUUAGCACAAUAUAUAUAUAUAUAUAUAUAUAUAUAUAUAUGGUUUUGAUUUUUAUUUGUGAAUAUUGGUUUCUAAAUGUUAAGUAUUUGAUGUUUGCAUCAUUAAUAAUCUUGCCAAGAUAUUACACUUGGUACGUGCCAUCAAAUGGUGCAAUAUCUGUCUUGGUCUUACUUUAUUAGACUCAUUGGAGUAUUGUGUUAAUAAUUAUUUAUUCAUUCAUAUUUUUGUAUGAACAUGAUAUACUUGAAUAAGACGAGCUGGAAUGCUCUCUGGCUGAAACAGGGUGACUACAUUUGUGUAACUCUUUUUGUGUUGUCUUGCUUUUUGGACCACUAAAAAGUGAAACACACUUUUUUUGUUUUUGUUAGUUCUUGUUUUUUUUCAUCAUUCAUAAAUACUGUAACAAAAUACAUAAACAUUUAUGACGCCUGUAAAUAACAGAAGACUCUAAAGUUGUAAUUAAAUACUAAAAUGACAAAACCCUGAACUUGAGUGAGCUGUUGAUCCUGGAGGGGCCGUUAACCACGAAAGAACAUAAAAUACAUGUCGAGAUAUGAUAUUGAACAAACAAAGGAAAAGAAGGAAACUAAACAUUAA